Molecule: messenger RNA, 2231 nt
Organism: Fusarium vanettenii 77-13-4
Lineage: Eukaryota; Fungi; Ascomycota; Sordariomycetes; Hypocreales; Nectriaceae
Exons: 4
Coding region: 709-1902 (397 amino acids)
Biological process (GO): regulation of protein phosphorylation
Cellular component (GO): cAMP-dependent protein kinase complex; nucleus
Molecular function (GO): cAMP-dependent protein kinase regulator activity
Source: RefSeq, a predicted model, not a curated record
GUCAAAGUCAGGUCUCUUCUUGCCUUUUUGACUCUCUGCUCGCUCAUCUCUUCCUUCUUCAUCAGCUUCUCCUUUUACUCUCUCUCUUUUCAACACAUCAAACUCCAUCUUCUAUAUCCUGCAGCCUUUCUCUCCUCGACUCCCCUUGUUCCUUUGACGACCACGGCAAGGCGGGGAAGCAAGCGCAAAAGGACGGACGUCAAGCAAAGCAACCCAAGCUCAACCCCACUCGCCUUGCGACUUGCUCUCCUUCUCCUCCUCCUCCUCGGUUUGGCCGCUCCAGGCCCAUGUCAUGACCCCUCCUCUCUCUUACAUCUCGCCUCUUCAUCUUCGCCUUCAGCUCUAGGACUCUCGACCUCAGCCCGCCGUCGCCUACAGCUUUGAUCCUUCCCCCGCCGUCCUGACCCAACCCCGGUCCAGCCCUCCUCGGUACCUGAUUUCUAGAACACUCACGGAAUACCUUCGUCCUUCGGUCAAAUCCGAAUUCCUGGGGUCUACCUUGCUAGGAUUGAGCCUUGUCUGCUCUGAAGACCGUUCACGAGGGUGCUUUGAUAGCUGAGCCUGAAUAACAGCUGUUCCCCUUACCUUCGAUCCCUCCAAAUUGGCGCCGGCCUUUUCUUUUCUCGGCUGGAAAGUCGACAGGCGUCGUCUCGCACAACACUCGACGAUAUCUAUAUAAAUACUUGCAGCCUCAACCACCGUCAAAUCAUGGCCGGUCCAUUUUCUAGUCCCUUUGGGGAGAAUAGCAACCCCUUUGGAACAGACAGAGGGCAAGCUUCGAACAACCUGAUGCAUCGUGUUAUCGAAGAGGAUGAGACGGACAACAUCACAUCACCCACAAACCGCAGCUUUGGAGCGCAAAACUCUGGAUCGCUGUUCUCAGGUCCCUUUGGCGGCGGCUUCGGCGGCGAUGCCGGGGGUGAUGUACCUCCCAGCUCUCGAACACCCCCGAACCCAGAUAGUUAUCCUGCCCAGUACAACUUUGGGCGCCGGACUUCAGUGUCUGCCGAAUCUCUGAAGCCUGGCGCUGAUUCUAAUGAUAAUUGGUCUCCCCCCUACCACGAGAAGUCGGCCGACCAGCUUGAGCGCCUCAAGCGUGCCAUUGAGGGCAACUUUCUCUUUAACCACCUGGAAGAUGAGCAGAGUGCUCAAAUUCUGGGCGCUCUGGUCGAGAAGCCGAUACCCGCUAAGGGAAUUAAGGUGAUCAGCCAGGGUGAUGCCGGCGACUACUUCUACGUCGUCGAGAAGGGAUCCUUUGAUGUUUACGUCAACCCUGCUGGCACUCUCCAGCCCGGCCCAGACGGCAUGGGUAACCAGGUUGGUAACAUCCAGGCUGGCGGCUCUUUCGGCGAGCUUGCCCUCAUGUAUAACGCGCCCCGAGCCGCAACUGUCAUCUCUGCCGAACCCGGGUGCACUCUAUGGGCUCUUGACCGUGUGACGUUCCGACGCAUUCUUAUGGAGUCGACGUUUGCCCGAAGACGGAUGUACGAGAGCUUCCUUGAAGAGGUGCCGCUACUGGCGAGCCUGACGCCGUACGAGAGGUCCAAGAUUGCAGAUGCUCUGGAGACCAGGAAGUUUGCGCCAGGACAGAUCAUCAUCAACGAGGGAGAUCCCGGCCAUUCGUUUUACCUGCUGGAGAACGGUGAGGCAGAUGCCUACAAGGGCAGCCCGGAGAACAAGGUGCGGCAUUACGUCAAAGGCGACUUCUUUGGUGAGCUUGCACUUCUCAAUGAUGCACCACGGGCAGCUAGUAUCGUGGCCACGUCGGACGUCAAGGUGGCGAGCCUGGGCAAGAACGCGUUCCAGCGACUGUUGGGACCUGUGGAGGGUAUUCUUCGACGGACCAAGUACCCGGGCGUCAAGUCUGGCGUCGAGGAGAUGGACCCUCUGCACGCUGGAUAGAUGGGCAAACAACAAGAUUGGUACGGAUGUGUGUAUGUUUAUGGCAGGAUGGUGGAUGAGCAGAAGAAUCUCGGUGUAUGAGGGUGGUUGGAUCAAGCAAGUGUAACCCCAAUUUGCCUCGAGUGGACGGUCUGGAUACGAUUGUAUCCGAGUUGAGGGGUUGACGUGAGGUGACGCAUGGAAGAAAUGGACUUGUGGUUGGCGUUUUGUGAGGUUCUUCUCCCACCUUCGCUUUCCUGAGACAGCAUGGCUAGGUAGGUAGUGAUCAGAUACCUUGGUCGAUAUCAGCAUCAUCAUGAUUAUGCAGUACUCGCCGCUCAAUUUCCUGU